Molecule: messenger RNA, 3150 nt
Organism: Colletotrichum aenigma
Lineage: Eukaryota; Fungi; Ascomycota; Sordariomycetes; Glomerellales; Glomerellaceae
Gene: DUR3
Product: Urea active transporter
Exons: 5
Coding region: 1-3150 (1049 amino acids)
Biological process (GO): urea transmembrane transport
Cellular component (GO): plasma membrane
Molecular function (GO): urea transmembrane transporter activity
Source: RefSeq, a predicted model, not a curated record
AUGUCGGUUCAGUUGGGCGUGUCGGGGGAGACCCUGAUCCCCCAAUCGACCGGCUAUGGCAUGCUCAUCGGGUUAGGCAUCGGGUUCUGCGGUGUCAUUCUGGCAGCCGUCAAGAUUCAAAAGGCAUACCUGGCCGAAGACUCGGGCACUUCGGAGAUGUUCAUGGUGGCCAACCGAUCUGUCGGGACUGGGCUGACGGCGUCGGCGGUCUUUUCCUCGUGGAUGUGGAUCAACGAAACAGUUUUCUCGGCGGCUUUCUGUUACAAAUUUGGUCUUGCAGUGCCUUUCUGGUGGUCAACAGGUCUCUGCUUCCAGAUCGCUCUGAUGGCGGCUCUGGGCGUCCUGGCAAAGAUCCGAGUUCCAUACGCCCACACGUCACUUGAAAUCAUUCGAAUGCGCUAUGGCUGGGUUGGACACAUUGUCUUCAUUGUGCUCAACAUCACGAACAACGUCUUUGGCUGUGCAGGCAUGAUCCUCACAGGGUCACAGCUUAUCUACGGUAUCUCGGGAAUGCACUUCGUGGCUGCAACGAUUCUUAUCCCUCUUGGAGUCGUGCUUUACACCGCUGUUGGCGGGCUGAAGGCUACCUUCAUUACCGAUUACCUGCACACGCUGAUUGCUCUGGUCCUCAUCAUUUACUUCACGCUCAAGGUCCUCACGCACGAUGCUGUCGGUGGCCUUGGAGGUCUCUACGACAAAGUCGUAGCGACAGCUUCGGAGAACAUGAUCGACGGUAACUACAAGGGGUCUUUGCUUACGAUGAAGUCCCGAGAUGCAAUCAUUUGGGGAUUGAUUCUGAAGUUUGGUAACUUGGCUCUUGUUGUGAUGGACACUGCGUUCUGGCAAAAGUCUUUCGCGACAGAAGUCAACGCAACCGUUCCCGGAUAUAACCUGGCGGCCGCAGCUAUUUUUGGCAUCCCAUGGGGUCUCGGCACCGUCAUUGGUCUUACCGCAAGAGCGCUUCAUAACACUCCAAUCUGGCCCGCCUACCCGCAAGAAUUCACACUGGCACAAGUCAACGCAGGACUCGUCAUGCCUUACACCGUUGAGGCACUGAUCGGUGACCAGGGAAUCGACGCCUUCCUAGUCCUAGUAUUCAUGGCGUUAACCAGCACCGUCUCGUCGUCCAUGAUUGCAGUCAGCAGCAUCUUGUCCUUUGAUGUUUACAAGACUUACAUCAACCCCAAAGCCUCAGACAAGAAGCUGGUGCACGUCAGCCAUCUGACUGUCGUCUUCCAUGCGGUGUUCAUCACUGUCAUCUCACUAGCUCUGAACUACGGAGGCGCCGACAUGACGUGGAUCGGCUACUUCCGCCCGAUUCUUUCCUGCCCUGGCAUCAUUCCGCUGGGUUUGACUCUAUGCUGGUCAGGUCAAACUCGCCUGGCAGCCAUUGUCUCCCCUAUCCUCGGCUUCCUCACCGGGCUGGGCAUCUGGCUUGGAACAGCCCAUGUUAUUUACGGCGAGAUCAACCUGAAGACAACAGAGGAAAGCUUGCCAGCCUUGUACGGGGCAACCGCUUCCUUCUUCUCACCUGCUCUGUACUCGGUUCUGCUUUCGCAGUACAAGCCAGAGAAGUUCGAUUGGAGGAGGUUUCUGCUUACAGAAAUCGCGGAGGAAGUCCAGCUGAAACAGAGCACCGAAGCAGAGAAGGACACUGACGAUGGGAACAACUCAUCGACUUCCGAGUCACAACGACCCGCACCCUCCUUGCUGAGUCCCGAAAAGGCGUCGGACCCGGAACGAACGGCAGCCACGGCUGGAAACGAAAAGGCUCCAGCUGCGGUAUUUUCAAGGGAUGCUAUUCUGAAUGGCAAGGUCAAUCUAGAUGACGUUCGUCAUCCGUUCGACGGAGACACGAUCAAGCUGCUAUACAAAUGGUACCGUAUUGCCUGGUACAUGUUCGUCGGCAUCGUUCUGGUCACCUUUAUUCUCUGGCCGAUGCCGCUGUAUCGCGACUACAUCUUUGAGAAGACCUUCUUCAAGAGUUGGACGACGGUGGCCAUUAUCUGGCAGUUCUUUGCUUUCUUUGCAGUUGUAGUAUACCCUCUGUACGACGGGCGCUACGAGAUUGCCCGAGUCGAAAUCCAGCAUAACGUCUUGGUAGAGCUUCUCUCGACCAGCAGCCCCUGUGUCUUUGCUCUAUUUGUCCCAGAAUGGGGCGUCUGUUCUCACGGAAACGAUCCGGUGAACGCCGCGUAUGAUCUACAGAGGACCGAAGUCUACACCCGGGGAGUUAAUGGCGGUCAAGGGACUUUCGUGUCUGGUGACGUGCAUCGCGAGGGGGACCACGUCUCGUUCCCUCUGAAAAAUAACAUCCCAUGUCGGACUAUCGAAGAACUCAAGUCACGCUUUCCCGCAGCCAUGGACUGGGCUCUGAAAGACCUGGAGCGAACCCGACUUCAAUGCUAUCACCAAAUCUUUCCACGGGCGCCCGACGAUGAUAUAGGUAAGUACAUGGCACACGGCGGCCUGGUCUUUGGUGAGUAUGACCCCGCAGAACAACAAGACAAGCUCGACCACCCUCCAGCACCGACAGCAGAAACGCAGAUGUGCGAGCUGCCCCGCCACCUGAUGUUCCACAGCGUCCCCAAAGACCCCUGGUUCCGGCUCCGCCUGCGGCGCAACCCCGAGCCCAAGAUCGGCUUCGGGAUGCGGUUCUUCGUGGAGGCCGGCGCGAGCAUGCUGCAGGUGGACUGGAGCGUCAUGCCGCAGCUGGAGACGGUGUUCCUCGACCUGCGGUCGUACGGGCGCGGGUACCGCGGUGCCCGCGGCAAGCCGGAAGACGACGGCAUCCGGCGCGGCGCGGCGGAGAUGAGCCGCUGUCUGCAGCUGCAGGACCUUGUCAUCGCGGGCCUGCGGAGCGGCGGUAAGUAUGUGCGGCCGCCGGGCUGGCAGAUGUGUGACUGGGAGGUGGACGAGUGGGAGGUUGACGGGGAGGUCAACUGGGUCAAGGUGUUUUGCGGGGCUGUGAGGGAGGGCGGCCGGUUGGUGUUUAUUGAUCGCAGGGUCGUUGAUGUGGAUUGGGGGAUGUGGAGAGUGAGGGCUAAGAUUCAAGGUAUGCUGCCCAAGGAUCGCUCUGAGGAGAAAGGCGGCAUGACCUACCUGGCUCAUGUCGACAAGGUAAUGGGACCGAAGGACACGAAUAACUAG